Neoarthrinium moseri is the source of this 1782-nucleotide messenger RNA. RefSeq lists its product as uncharacterized. The record is from RefSeq and is a predicted model, not a curated record. NCBI's taxonomy places the organism in Eukaryota, Fungi, Ascomycota, Sordariomycetes, Amphisphaeriales, Apiosporaceae. The coding region runs from base 1 to 1782 and encodes 593 amino acids. The transcript has a single exon.
AUGUUGUCGUUUAUCGUGCUACUCCUCAUUGCCACAGUCCUUGUGGUCGGAAGCGAUGAGCGACAUGAAGAUAAAGCUCUGGAGGUUUUCCAAGCAGCAAAUCCACCUCGAAAAACUUUUGACGAUGUUGUUUGCCGCCAGACGAUUGUGCAGCACGUAUUUGAGAACAGCUAUGGUGCACCGUUCGCAGGAACCUACACCCCGCCCCACUACUGCGACUUUACAACAGUGGUCUUGAACCUGUCUGCGACAUCUCAAGGCCGCCAACAUGACCGCUUGGCUCUUCUCUAUUUCAAUGAUGUCGAAAUCUGGCGUACUUCGACGCCCACGCCGACGCAGUCUGGAAUCCACUGGUCUUACGUCAAGGACAUCACCAUCUUCCGCUCGCUGCUGGACAGGGAACAGAAAGUCAUCUUCGACUUGCCCAACGCCAUUGAUGGAAACCUCUACACUGGUGCGUUCAAUGUAACCAUCGAGGCGCUUUACUUCAAUGAUGAAUACCAGUCAGGCUUCACGCCUGCCGAGGAGAUCUUCGCUAUCUCGAACCUGACGUCGGCUCAGAAUACCCCAAGUGUCUUUAAUCUCCCUGGUGAUAGUGGAGUGGCAAAUCUAACGCUCCCUAGAAACAUCAAGAACGCUGUAGUGUCCAUCAUGGCUUCGGGAAACGGAGCCGAAGAAUUUUGGUUCGCAAACGUCCCUUCCGAGUACACCGACACGUUCUCGACCAGCCCGCUGGGACCGCUGUCUGGACACAGCCCUUUCCGAGAGGUUCAGUUGCUCAUAGAUGGGCAACUGGCCGGCAUCUCAUGGCCCUUUCCCAUCAUAUUUACUACAGGCAUUGACCCUGGUGCAUGGCGCCCAAUUGUUGGUCUCAACGCCUAUGACCUCCCAAGCUUCGAGGUUGAUGUGACACCUUGGCUAUCACUUCUUUGCGAUGGCCAGGCGCACAGUUUCCAACUUCAGGUUGUUGGUUAUGACAGUCUUACUCAAGACAAUAUUGGUACUGUUGGCGACAACUGGUGGGUUUCAGCAUCACUGUUCGUGUGGUUAGACCAUGCGGUCAAUGAGACUGAGGCUGGCCCAAUCAACAAAGUUCACUCCGGCCCAACGUUUGAUUUUGAAGCAUUUAUUGGUACAGAAAUAUCCUCCAAUGGCUCUGUUUCCAACACCUCAUUUUCAUUCUCAUUGGCCGCAGAGCGUUCUCUCUCAAUCACAUCUACACGAGCAACGACCAACGGGACACGUGUCGUAUCGUGGCAUCAGCACCUAUCAUAUAUCAGUAUUCAAAACUUGACAAACAGCGCGUUGAAUCAGACAACUUCUGCGGUCACGUCGGGGAGUCACUACAGCGAUGUUUCCGAUGUGGUGUCACGCUAUGUGUAUCCACUCACUCUGUACAGCUCAUACGAUGUGUCCCCAGAAGGCCCGGUCAUACAUCCAGGAUCUGUCCUAUGCAUGGUGGACCGUAGUGCGAUAGAUGAUGGUGUCAACUUGCUUCAAUUAUACUCAGGGGUUGAAGUUGGCACCAAGAGCCUUGUGGCUAGACAGAAUAUUACCAGCAAAUACUACUGGAACGACACAAUUGCAGAAGGAACAGGUAGCAACAACAAAUGUAACGGAGAGACUUGGUUCACGUACUCUGGCGCGCCUGCAUUCGCAGCUGGCGUUAAGGAGUACUCAAGAUAUCUUAGAGAAUCUGAUGACCCAAUUGUCGCAGAUCAACAGGCCUGGACCACAAUAGUCGUGCCAAAUACAAUACCGAUGUGGGACGUGGAGGGAUAG